Molecule: messenger RNA, 1155 nt
Organism: Microdochium trichocladiopsis
Lineage: Eukaryota; Fungi; Ascomycota; Sordariomycetes; Xylariales; Microdochiaceae
Exons: 1
Coding region: 56-943 (295 amino acids)
Source: RefSeq, a predicted model, not a curated record
GCACCGGAUCGAGCUGAGCAGGGAGAAAGGUCCGGUGACACCGCGGUCGACGGUCAUGAGACAGGACACUCUGCCCCGGACGAGCGUUGUGUACCGCGACGUGACGGUCCACUCGAUGAGGUACAGGUCGGAUAGACUGGCGGUGCGGCAGGGGGCCCAGUCGAGGCUUUUUGUCGACUUUAUCGUCUCGAACUUGCAGGCGCGCAUCACCAGGCAAGACAGGACCGGGACCCCUGAGAGCCAUUUUCAGCUCACAACGCCCCAGUGCGAUCUUUCCCACCCGCGAAGGCGGAUGGGGCAAGGAAUACACCUCGACUGUAUCCCGAAGGAUGUUUUCACGGGGUUCGAUGCGAUUGAGCUCCAGCUCGACCGGGUCGACAGGGCAACAAUGAUCCGAGUGCUGCCCGCACUGUCCAGUUUGAGGUCACGACUGCGGGGCUUGAGGCUGUUGGGUGGCGGCGGAGACAUCUGGUUAGAGCAUGUGCUGGAGAAGAACCUGCAUUGGCGGAGCCUCAGAGUUCUACAUCUGGCGCACGUAGCCGUAACGGCGUCACACCUGGCCGCGUUUGUAGGACAGCAUUGCGCGAGUUUAAGGCGGCUCGUGCUGGACCGGUGCGGUAUUACGCUGGGCCAUAUAGAGGCGCUGGGCAAGCUAGAACCAUGGUCCGCUCUCGAGGCCAUCCAGAUCGUGGCAGCCGGGACAGAGACGUGCUACAUAGUGGAGAGGAGUACUUUGGUCGAGGCGUUACGUCAUGGGCGCACACACUCUACACUGUGGCACGCUGCAUUGCCGGACUUGCACAUGCCCAAGGACACAAUAAUCAGCACCACGCUGAACCAGCCUGUACUGGGGCUGUCGACGCCGAGAAAGGCCAAGAUGGAAGUCACUCUAUUUUCGCAGCCAGAUCAGUCUGCACGACAAUAUGCGUUUUCGCGGCGGUAGAUAUGGGAAAGAGCCAACGGGGCAAAGAGCUGUAUACUACUGGCCUAUGGCGGUUCGGGUAUAGAAGAAGGAGCGACGGCGCAUUAGGCCGGAUAUGCAAACACGACUCAUUGUCCCUCAAGCACCGCCGUGUCAGUACUUCAUGUAUAGCAGCCUGAACGAUGGCUAGUAGGUCACUACCCAGAUGAAUUGCCAAGCUGAUAGGGCAGUGG